Molecule: messenger RNA, 2178 nt
Organism: Dovyalis caffra
Lineage: Eukaryota; Viridiplantae; Streptophyta; Magnoliopsida; Malpighiales; Salicaceae
Source: the annotation of a GenBank genome assembly
AUGGUGCAUGGAAAUCUUGAUUUUCUUACGAUGACUAAUUCUCCGAAAUACCACGGACUCGAAACAUGGUUUGCCACAAUUGUCACUAGGGUUUUAAGGAUAUUACAAAAAUACCAAACAUUUGCGGUCAUUGACCAAGAGGAUUAUACGAAGAAUUGGGAUACCUUGUUUAGAAAAGGAGCCCAAAACGUAAGAGCUGCUCAAGUGGAAGAAAUAAUUCCGCAUAAGAACAAGACAACUCUCUGUGUCCAAAGCUUUUCUAUCAGGCACAGAUUUGGUACGUGUGAUCAGAUGGAAAAGCUUGAAAAGAUGUUAUUUGGGGUUGCAAAUUGGAGAUAUGUGUUACAAAAUGCACGUGGCACAACAAGGGAGAGAGUGUCUAAGGGCAACUGUCAAAAAGCGGCUGCCCUUGGCAUUCUCGUUGUUGUUUCUGGAACGGUUGACCACUUAGCACUGUGUGACGUAUUGGACGCAUUGAAGCAAAGAAUGAGAACAAAUUUGAACCAGAAGCUAAAUCAAAAUGGAUAUGAAUAUAAUUUCUCUGAUGAUGAAGAGGAGGAAGAAGAAAACGAAACGUAUGUCUACUAUGCUCAGUCUACGGAAAGAGAUAACAUUGAGGCCGACAUAAUUCAUGGUGGUGAAUAUGAAUCGCCAGCACUUCAGUUUAUGCCUAACAACAGCACUCGUACAAAUCAAAAUCAUGUUGAAGAUUUCAUAAGCACACCGGAGGCCUUACUUGAAGAGCAAGAUGAUAGUUUUGAUGGUGGUGAAAUGCUUUCUUUUCAUGACUCUGCAGCAGGUUCAGAAUCAGAACAUGAUGACGCAGAUAUGGUUGAAGAAGAGAUCCAAACAAGCGAUGCUGAUUCGGUUCAUGAUUCUGUUCCGAAUCAACACGGCCCCACUGCUCCGAUCACCAAAGACCUACACAAAAGUGCUUUUAUGGACAGUGACGAAAACUGUAGCGAAGACUGCAUUAAUCAAGAAAUUGAAAGUAAGAAGCUGAAGGAUACAAAUUUAUCUGUUGAUGAAAAGUUUCUGAUCUUAGCGCCAAACCGAUUGGAAUCCAGGAAACUUCAAGUUCAAGAAAUGGAGGAGGAAGAAAUAUUUGGUGACUCGUGCACAGUGGGUUCAACUUCUAAGAGCUCCUCUGAAUGGAGGAGCUCAAUUAAGGAUUCAGGUACUGAAGACCCAUUUUCUUCUUCGUCGCGAAGAAGUUGCCCCAGGUGGGAAUCCUACACAGUGUUCCAAAAAUAUGAUGAAGAGAUGAUGUUCCUAGACAGAAUUAGUGCUCAAAAGCUUCAUGAAACUGAGUCUCUUAAGUCCAUCCAUGUGAAUCCAAGAUCAAUUUCAGAUAGGAUCGUUCACAAGUUUUCAACUAUAAACAAGAAGCCUUCAGACUUCCGCCAAAACCCAUAUCAUGAAUUGGAAGCUACCUAUGUAGCUCAAAUUUGCUUAACAUGGGAAGCACUAAAUUGGAACUACAAGAACUUCGAACGUAAAAAAGAUUCGCAACGCGACCUUGAUCCUGGCUGUCCUGCACAUGUUGCACAACAGUUUCAGCAAUUCCAAGUCCUUUUGCAGAGAUAUGUCGAAAAUGAGCCUUAUGAGCAAGGCCGGAGACCGGAGGUUUAUGCCAGAAUGAGGCUUUUAGCACCAAAGUUACUCCUCGUGCCAGAAUAUCGAGAUUCUCAAGAUGAUCAGAGGGAUGAUGCUAGUUUUGGCUCAAGAAUUUCAUCAGCUGCAUUUCUAAUGAUAAUGGAAGACGGAAUCCGAACAUUCAUGAAUUUUCUCAAGGCUGAUAAGGAGAAAACCUGCCAGAUCCUUAAGGCAUUCUUUAGGCGAAAUCGAAGGGGUUCAGUAGAUCCUGUUCUUCUCCAAUUAAUGAAGAAAGUUAAUAAAAAAAAAAAGAUGAAGCUUAAAGAGCUUCGCCGUGCUCGUAAUUGCAUAAGGAAAAGAAAAUUAACAGUAGAGGAAGAGAUGGAGAUUUUGAUGGGACUAAUAGACCUAAAACUUGUCUCGAGGGUAUUGAGAAUGACUGGCAUCGGUGAAGAGCAAAUGCAUUGGUGUGAAGAAAAAAUGAGCAAAGUGAGAAUAUUGGAAGGGAAGCUUCAAAGAGAUUCCUCACCACUUUUUUCCCGGCACAUUGACCCACACAAUACUGUGUUGGUUGAUGACUAG